AUGGUCGUGGGAGGGUAUACUCUGAACGUAGUUAGUGUUUAUGCGCCUCAGGUGGGUUUGAACGAGGAGGUUAAAAGACGCUUCUGGGAAGAUUUGGAUGGGUUGGUGCGGGGUAUACCGUCCACCGAGAAGCUUAUUAUAGGGGGUGAUUUUAACGGCCACAUUGUGAGGUCGCCUGGGGGAUAUGAUGAUGUGCAUGGUGACUUCGAUUUUGGAGAUAGAAAUGGUGGAGGUACUUCGCUGCUGGAGUACGCCAAAGCUUUUGAGCUGGUGAUCGCUAACUCGUAUUACCCGAAGAAGGCGGAGCACCUGAUAACUUUUCGGAGUGCGGUGGCCAAGACCCAGAUUGAUUAUCUACUUCUCCGAAAAUGUGAUAGAGGUUUAUGCACGGAUUGCAAGAUCAUCCCGAGUGAGAAUCUUACGACCCAGCAUAUGCUUUUGAUUAUGGACUUAGAGAUCAGGUGGACGAGGAAGAAGAGGGCUAUGUCUGGUAUACCUAGGGUCAGGUGGGGUGCAUUAACUAAGGACAAGGCCCAGGAGUUGGGGGAGAAGUUGUUGGCUAUAGGGGCCUGGAGGAGUAGCGGGGAUGCGAGUUGGGACUGGUGGUGGAACGAAGAGGUUCAGAGGAAAGUGGAAGCCAAGAAAGCUGCAUAUUUGAAGCUAGUAGAGAGUAUCGACGAGGGGCAGAAGAGUGCUAACAGGGAGGGGUAUAAGAAGGCUAGGAAGGAGGCGAAGUUGGCGGUUACUAAGGCUAAGACCGCCGCGUUUAGUCGUCUAUACGAAGAAAUUGGGGAUAAAGGCGGGGACAUGAAGUUGUACAGACUAGCGAAGGUGAGGGAGCGGAAGGCCCGGGAUCUGGACCAAGUGAGAUGCAUAAAAGAUGAGGAGGGAAGAGUUUUAUUGGAGGGCGCACAGAUUAGGCAGAGAUGGCAGUCUUACUUUCAUAGGCUCUUGAAUGAAGAGGGAGAUAGGGGCAUUGUGCUGGGGGAGUUGGAGUACUCGGAGCGGCAGCGAGAUUUUGGGUACUGUAGACGUAUACGAGUAGGGGAGGUUGUAGGGGCUAUGCGCAGGAUGAGUAGGGGUAGAGCGACGGGACCGAAUGAGAUCCCGAUGGAAUUCUGGAAGAGCGUGGAUAAGGAGGGCUUGGAAUGGCUUGCUGGGUUGUUUAACGACAUUUUUAGGACGAAAAAGAUGCCCGAAGAAUGGAGGCAGAGUACGAUGAUCCCACUAUACAAGAAUAAGGGGGAUGUCCAAAACUGCAACAACUAUAGGGGUAUCAAGUUGUUAAGCCAUACGAUGAAAGUGUGGGAAAGGGUGAUUGAAGGGAGGUUGAGGAGAAAGACCACUUUAUGCAUAUCCCUUGAUCUCCUUCAGGUCCCGCAAUUCCAGGGAUCAGCACUUAGCCCCGUUUUUGUUUUUCCCCUGGCGUUGGAUUCUUUGACACGUCACAUUUCAGGGGAGGUGGCCUUGGUGGCUUGCUAUUUAACGGAUGACCUAGUCCUGAUUGAUGAGACGCGAGGUGGCGUUAAACGAGAAGCUGGAGGUCUGGAGACAUUCGCCUGGAAUUUAAGGGUUUCAAAGUUGAUCAGGACCAAAAGACAGAAUACUUGGAAGUGCAAGUUUCACAGCGGUGUUACCCACGGAGGCGGGACGGGGAUGUGGAAACUCGAUACGCAAGUCAUUUUCCAGGAGAGAAGAGUUUCAAGUAUUGGGAUACUAUCAUUCAGAAGGAUGGGGGAGGAUAGAUGA
Molecule: messenger RNA, 1749 nt
Organism: Nicotiana attenuata
Lineage: Eukaryota; Viridiplantae; Streptophyta; Magnoliopsida; Solanales; Solanaceae
Exons: 4
Coding region: 1-1749 (582 amino acids)
Source: RefSeq, a predicted model, not a curated record